Molecule: messenger RNA, 651 nt
Organism: Peronospora matthiolae
Lineage: Eukaryota; Oomycota; Peronosporomycetes; Peronosporales; Peronosporaceae
Source: the annotation of a GenBank genome assembly
AUGUACGAAGGGAUUGACAACCUGAAAUCCCUUUACGACCGUGCCGGGAAGACUUUCUCCGGCGGUCCUUCUGCGGCACAGGAUGUGCCGCGUCGUACUGCUCAACCAGACCCAGUACGUCGAUCAUCAGUUGGGAGCGGGGCUCCCAAGAAUCCCAGGACGGGGGAUAACCGCGCCACCGGACGAGAUAACUCGUCCGACGUCCGUUCACGUCGCGGUGGUUCAACAGCUGCUCAACUAGAUAGCGCUGGCCACCGCAAGAGUCCUCUAAUGGAGGUGGAGGAGGAGGAAAGACGCUCUCCACACGAUCAUGUGGAUCGGUGUGUUCCCGAGAGCUUCUUUGAUCGCGUAACGCAAGGGUUACGCGACGAUCUCGAGCAUGAGCGGAAUAGGCGUCUCCAAAUGGCGGACACUGCCUCGAAGCAUCGAGCUGAGUUUGCCUUUGCUCAGCUUGAGAACGAGAGAUCUCUGACAUCUCUUCGUGACGAGCUAAGGGUAGCUCGUGGGAUUGCUGAUCGGUCUCGGGCUGAGAUAACUGCUCUUCAUACCCUUGUCGAUGUCCACCAUCGGGAGCACAAGGCUCUCUGCGAGAUGCUUGAGCGCAAGGGCGUUCUUCAUCGGAAGAAGCAGCGUACUGAUGGUACGGCUUAA